AGCGCCGCUGGAGGCAUCAAAUUUUGCACGCCCAGGAGACGCAACGGUGAUGUGGGACACAUCCCGCAACGGGCGAUGCAACAACCCCAACGUUAUAUACCGUCUGUAUCUGAUCUAUAUGGCACGGACGAGAUAGAACUGCUGCUGGACGAGAUACGUGAGCUGGAGCUGGAGCCGGUCUGCUGUCAGCUGGACGAUGAGCAGGACUUUGAAAUAGCUGGCAGCAGGGCCGGCGAGCUCUCGCUAUCCCUUGAAUCGCCAUUGGGCACAUGCACCUCAUGGGAUUCCCAUGCCAACUACAAACAGCAACAACAAACGCCGCUGCCAUGGGGCGUUGCCCUACACUGUGAUCCGCAACACUUGAAAACGCCUACAGGGAUUGUGCGCAUACUAUUGGUGUUAUCCUCGGCCGUCUGCCUGGCCUGCGAAUGCUCCGCGGGCACAGUCCAGGUUGGCCUCUUUCUACUGCCACUCAUCGGACGCCUGAGGCUGAUGGUCUUCUGUGCGCUCUUCUCGCUACUCAUCACAUGCCUCAUGAUCUUUCUCGAUAUAUCGCAUAUAGCGCUAAUGUUCCCAUUCAACUGGACGAAAGUGAAUACGUGGAUGUACCUGAGCAUUGGUUUAAUAUUUAUUUUGAGCUCCACGCUCCUCGUCCACAUGGUGCUGUAUGCGACUGAGUACACAUGGGUAUCCAAGCACUCCAGGGACACGCUCCUAGCGACAGGCCUGAUUGGCUAUAUAUGCGCCUUGGAGGCGCUACUGCUGUCGGGCAUCGCCUCGUGGCCCUGGUCGCAGUAUCGACAGGUGCCCGACGAUGCCAGCGAGCUGUUCAUCGAGGAUCGCGAGAUGACGCCGAUGAGUCCCAUUAAUAGCACCGAUCUGCAGUUGCAGCCUGAGUCGAAUCACAGCCUGGCGCAGUAUCAGCACAGCAGCCAAACCAACGGCAAUGCAACGGCGGCCGAUGCAUAUAACCAACAACAAUCGUCCUAUAAUCAAAAGCCUUAUAUACCUGCCAAACGACCCAAUGAGCUGAACCAGCGUCCAACAUUGGGUCACACACAAACCGCACGCAUUAAACCGAAUCAGCGUUAUCGCGAGGGCUAUCAUUACCAACCGGUUGCGUCAACGUCCCGCCAGAGUCCCACAUUCGUCGUAGGCGAUGAUCUGGGUGCCGGUCCAUCCACGUCCCGUUCCAAUGAUAAUUCUAGUGCGUGAUACUUUUUAUUCCUCAACAACAACAACAGCAACAAAAAGAACAAAAGCAACAAGAAAAUGAAAUUUAUAUGAUGAUAGUAAAACCACAACUAAAAAACUCACAUUUUUGUCCACUAUAAAUGUCAGCGAUAGAUAAAAAGUUGAGGUUGCAUUUUGGAUCGCAGAAACAAAACAAAUUGUUGAUUAGUUUAAAAACAAAAAAAAAAACAAAAACAAAAUACAACAAAGCAAAACGUAAAGUUGGAAAACGAAAACAAAAACCGCAAGCAACAACAAUAAUUAAUUUAAUAUCUGUGUGUGUGUGUAUAAAAAAAAAAACAA
Drosophila sulfurigaster albostrigata is the source of this 1536-nucleotide messenger RNA. RefSeq lists its product as uncharacterized. The record is from RefSeq and is a predicted model, not a curated record. The transcript has 5 exons. The coding region runs from base 76 to 1215 and encodes 379 amino acids. NCBI's taxonomy places the organism in Eukaryota, Metazoa, Arthropoda, Insecta, Diptera, Drosophilidae.